GUUUUUACAUACUAACCUAGGCAUUAUCCAAGAUGGCACCCUCAAACAAGGAAGUGUAUAGUUUACUGUGCUUUAUCGGUUCGUUUAUUAUGGUGUUGGGGGACAAAUAUAUUUUAGAAGAAGUCGAUAUUCCAAAAAGUAAUUCCGAUCUGAAAAUAUUUACUGGUGAAGAAUUGAAAAGGUUCGAUGGAUCUGAUCCCAGUCUGCCUAUCUAUAUGGCAGUGAAAGGAGUAGUUUUUGAUGUGACAACAGGAUCAGAUUUUUAUGGAAAAGGAGCCUCCUACAACGUAUUAGUUGGAAAAGACUCAACCAGAGCUGUUGCCAAAAUGUCUCUAGAUUCAGCUGAUCUAAACCAUGAUUUGACUGGAUUGACUGACCAAGAGCUCAAAUCCUUAGAUGAGGUUUACAAAGGAGUUUAUGUCCAAAAAUACCCCAUUGUUGGUUACAUGGACUAUAAAAUGGCAGAAAAUACUAUAAAAAAUAAGUUGGAACUAUGACACAGCGCCCAUUUUGUCUAUUAAAUAAAAGGUAUUUUUCUAUAUAUACAGAGCUGUGAUGCACAAAAUUCCAGGUGUGGCAUUACUUUUUCAUGGUGCACCAACAUUGCAAUAUUUUUUACUUUUUCACUUUAUAUGAUUGCAGUACAGAAGCCUGAACCUCUUCUUCAGGAUUAGGAAACUUAAAAAUGCUGUUGAAUUUUGCAUGCAGCUCAUAAUAUUCUGAAUGUUGUUAAAGGUUCUAGUAUUGGAGCCCUCGUGAAAGCCAUCUGCACAAUACUUAAAAGGUUGGAGAAAAUGAUAUGUGCCAUGUCAGAAAACUUGCAUUUAAUGUUUAAUGAUAUUUUUUGUGAAGAUCAAAGAUGAAACAAGGUACAUAACAAACCAGGAAGAUUCCUAUAAGAGAGUCCACAUUUAUUGGUUCUGUGCUUUAUAUUUUUAUAAACUUUUGAGCCAGUGGUAAAUGUAGGACAGCAAUGUAAACAAGCCUAUAGCUUAAUAAAGAUGAAUGAAACAAUUA
Molecule: messenger RNA, 1017 nt
Organism: Lingula anatina
Lineage: Eukaryota; Metazoa; Brachiopoda; Lingulata; Lingulida; Lingulidae
Cellular component (GO): endomembrane system; membrane; endoplasmic reticulum
Source: RefSeq, a predicted model, not a curated record